This is a messenger RNA of Caenorhabditis briggsae, 258 nucleotides long. The coding region runs from base 1 to 258 and encodes 85 amino acids. NCBI's taxonomy places the organism in Eukaryota, Metazoa, Nematoda, Chromadorea, Rhabditida, Rhabditidae. The transcript has 4 exons. The record is from RefSeq and is a predicted model, not a curated record.
AUGACCACUAGAUUCCUACUAAUUCUCUUGCUCCUCGGUGCUCCUGCUCUUGGUUGUUUUGGUCCGUCCUGCACAAAAAUCAUUUUUCAACGACCAUGUAUGCAGCCAGUGUGUAGAUGCACUACUGUAACAUGUUUCAGAAAGUAUUUCCUUCUUCCUCCACCACCACCUCCACCAAUCUUCGUCCAAACGGUUCAACGCUCCUGUUGCACCUUGACGAACUUCUCCUGCUGCCGCACCUUCUACGGAAAGAAGUAA